AUCUCCUUCAAGGCAGAAGAGACUCACUAGAACAUGUGAAACCUUAAUUCAGAAAGUGGCCGUGUAUCAUGUGAAGUGCAUUAGAUAUCAUCUACAUUGUUCAUUUAUACCAUCUCCACCUAGCUCCCACCAUUUAUACCAUCACUCUGUCUAUAAAAUGCCCGCUCGAUUUCGACUUGUCACAAUAUUUCAUUGCCAAAUAUCGAAUCGUUUAUUAAUUUACUGUUGUUUGGCUCAAGGUAAAAAGUGAAAAAAAAAAACAUGAAGAAGGUUGUUUGUGUAGGAAUCAAUGUGCUGUUGCCUCUGACGGUUAGUUUCUUCGUGCUUAUAAUUCCGGCUAAAUGCAUCCGCCUGCAGCACUCGAUGGAGUAUGGAAAAAAUGCAUAUAAUUAUGAAGAUCGAACUGAUAGGCAAGCUGAGGCGGAUACCAGAAGAAGAAACGAAGCAAGGAUGGAGGAGCUGUAUCCGACAGGUUCGAGUCUGCCUGACUGUUCGCAUGCUUGCGGUCCUUGUACUCCAUGCAAGAGAGUGAUGGUGAGCUUCAAGUGUUCCAUCAGUGUCUCUGAACCUUGUCCUGUUGUCUACCGAUGCAUGUGUCAUGGCAAAUUCUACCAUGUCCCUUCCAAUUAGUAUCAUCGGAUUAUUAAACCUCAUCGCAGAGAACCAAAAUCAUUGUAGACCUCUGGUGAAAUUGUUAUGGCAUGUUUGUUCGGAGCUCAGUUGUCACUCAAUGUGUACCAGUUUUUUUUUUCUAACUAGAGACGAACUCAUUAGUUAAUGCACUAAAAUUGAUAGAAGCUGCAAGAGCUACUCAGGUUCUAACCUUUUCUAUUCGGUUUAAUUUUACAUUUUCAC
Molecule: messenger RNA, 855 nt
Organism: Daucus carota subsp. sativus
Lineage: Eukaryota; Viridiplantae; Streptophyta; Magnoliopsida; Apiales; Apiaceae
Product: protein EPIDERMAL PATTERNING FACTOR 2
Exons: 3
Coding region: 262-630 (122 amino acids)
Biological process (GO): stomatal complex development; guard cell differentiation
Source: RefSeq, a predicted model, not a curated record